This is a messenger RNA of Diaporthe amygdali, 1512 nucleotides long. RefSeq lists its product as uncharacterized. Gene Ontology annotation, cellular component: membrane. Bases 1 to 1512 code for a protein of 503 amino acids. Gene Ontology annotation, molecular function: transmembrane transporter activity. The transcript has 3 exons. Gene Ontology annotation, biological process: transmembrane transport. The record is from RefSeq and is a predicted model, not a curated record. Lineage: Eukaryota; Fungi; Ascomycota; Sordariomycetes; Diaporthales; Diaporthaceae.
AUGGCCACCAACCUCUCCGACAAUGACACAGAGAAGGCCACCGAUUCGCAGCAGAACUUUGUGGGCACUCUGCGGGAUCUGCCCCCUGACCCCGAUGCUCAUCUGUCCGAGUCGGAGCGAGCCCAAAUCGACCGCAAGCUGCUUUGGAGGCUCGACUUGGUCAUGAUCCCGUGGCUGAGUCUGCUGUACUUGCUGGCAUUCCUUGAUCGUACCAACAUUGGCAAUGCCAAAAUUGCCGGCCUCAACGAUGACCUGCAUAUGAACACGCAGCAGUACAAUGAUACUCUGACAAUUUUCUUCAUCUCUUACGCGUUCUUCGAGCCGCUCACCAACAUCCUCCUGAAGCGUCUGCGCCCAUCAAUCUUCAUCCCGAUCAUCAUGGUCCUGUGGGGCGCUUGCAUGGUUGGCAUGGGAUUUGUAUACAACUGGUCCGGCUUGAUGGCUGCCCGGUGGUUUCUGGGUCUCACAGAAGCGGGUUUGUUUCCCGGUAUCAACUACUACCUUUCCUGCUGGUACAAGAGAUCCGAAUUCGGCGUGCGAGCUGCCAUCUUCUUCUCUGCUGCUGCGCUUUCAGGAUCAUUUGGUGGCCUUCUCGCUGCCGCUAUUGAGAAUAUGGCUGGCGUGGGAGGCAGGCCUGGCUGGGCAUGGAUCUUCAUUCUCGAAGGGCUGGCAACAGUCAUUAUUGGCUUCAUCUCUUUCUGGAUGGUUCACGACUUCCCUGACGAAGCCAAAUUCCUUUCCGACGAUGACCGGGCCCGCGUCAUCCGCCGCCUGAAACUCGAUCAGCAAUCAUCAGCAGAGCACGAGGAUUUCUCCAUGCAAUACUUCUGGCAGGCUUUGAAAGACUGGAAGAUGUGGCUCGGCAUGGCGAUUUACAUGGGCUGCGAUAUGCCACUCUACGCCUUCAGCCUGUUCCUGCCAACCAUCAUUAAGAAUGCGGGUGUGGCAGCUCCAAACGAUGUCGUCAAGCAGCAGCUAUACAGCGUUGCGCCCUAUGCCGUUGCCGCCGUUUUGACCGUCGUCAUAGGCUUUGUCGCUGAUCGCACCCAGGCCCGUGGGCUCUGCAACAUUUGCGUCUCGGUUGUGGGAAUCGUUGGUUUUUCGAUACUCAUCGGCUCUAAAGAUGCCUGGGUACAGUACGCGGGCACAUUCCUUGGCGCAGCGGGCAUCUAUCCCUGCAUUGCCAACACGAUCACUUGGAUGGCAAACAACACAGAGGGCGUUUACAAACGAGGAGUGGUCCUCGGCUUCGUCAUCGGUUGGGGAAACCUCAACGGUGUGGUCUCUUCCAACAUCUACUUCAACAGCCCCCGUUUUUUCCAAGGCCAUGGCGUUGUCCUUGCCUACAUGGUCAUCUUCCUGCUCGGAGGUUCUACCCUAAUGACUUUGGGUCUCCGGAUCGAGAACAAGAAGCGCCGCAAUGGAGAGCGUGACGGAUGGGCCGCUGGCAAGUCGGAGCACGAGCUGGAGAAGAUGGGCGACACCCGACCUGACUUUUUCUAUACGACAUAG